Molecule: messenger RNA, 1143 nt
Organism: Amaranthus tricolor (Joseph's coat)
Lineage: Eukaryota; Viridiplantae; Streptophyta; Magnoliopsida; Caryophyllales; Amaranthaceae
Exons: 9
Coding region: 90-686 (198 amino acids)
Cellular component (GO): nucleolus; small-subunit processome
Source: RefSeq, a predicted model, not a curated record
CAGUUUCACCUUGCCGCUUCUCCUGUCUUCUCUUCAUCUUUCUCAAUAUUAUUAAUUCUUCUCAUUUAGGGUUUAUCGCCGGCGAAAUCAUGGGAAGAGCUAAGAAAGGUCCUAAAUUUGCUGUUAUGAAGAAGAUCGUCACUUCUAAAACCCUAAAACAUCACAAGCAAGAAAUCUUAAACCCUAAAAAGAAAGACCUUGCUGCGGAAAAGCUCCCUAGAAACGUGCCUUAUGUUUCGGCAGCAUUGUUCUUUACUCAUAAUACUGCUUUGGGACCGCCUUAUCGAGUUUUGGUUGAUACCAAUUUCAUCAAUUUUUCCAUCCAAAAUAAAUUGGAUUUGGAGAAAGGGAUGAUGGAUUGCUUAUAUGCAAAAUGUACCCCAUGUAUUACGGAUUGUGUGAUGGCUGAACUUGAGAAGCUUGGUCAAAAGUAUCGUGUAGCAUUGAGGGUUGCGAAAGAUCCUCGAUUUGAGAGGCUUCCGUGUACCCAUAAAGGAACAUAUGCUGAUGACUGCCUGGUUGAGAGGGUCACUCAGAGUAAAUGCUACAUCGUUGCUACUUGUGAUCGUGAUUUGAAGCGAAGGAUUAGAAAGAUCCCUGGUGUGCCUAUCAUGUACAUCACACAACACAAGUAUUCAAUCGAGCGGCUGCCAGAGGCUACGAUUGGUGGAGCACCAAGAUUUUGAUGCUUUUGGAGGGCAGUUGUGAGAGACUAUUCACCAUUUCUAUACUACAAAUGAGGGUAAAUGAGCGGCAGAUGCCCGGUGUUACCAGUGAGACGAAGAUUUUCAAAUUUUUUAAAGGCGAUGAGAAGAAUGAAUGUCUUAGUAUUGGGGGUUUCGGAUUCCGUUAUAGAGAUUAGUGAGCGUUAAGUGAUGUGAAUUUGUUCGUUUCUUUUCUUUUUGGGUACAAGUUGACAAAAGACCCGUGGACAAACAUUGAUCAAUACUACCUUUUAACUAUUAUUUAUUGUUAACGACCUAUAAUGCAAUUGUCUCUCUCUUCUUUCAAAUCAAGAUAGAUUUUAGGAAUGUAUGCUUAUGUAAUGGUUGAAUGCCCCUCUUCAAGAAAUGCUAAUUGGGCACUAAACACUUUUGUUAAAGAAAGUUAAUUGUAUGGAUUAUAUGGUUAUUUUGGAGGAAA